Asparagus officinalis (garden asparagus) is the source of this 888-nucleotide messenger RNA. RefSeq lists its product as uncharacterized. The coding region runs from base 43 to 615 and encodes 190 amino acids. Lineage: Eukaryota; Viridiplantae; Streptophyta; Magnoliopsida; Asparagales; Asparagaceae. The record is from RefSeq and is a predicted model, not a curated record. The transcript is spliced from 2 exons.
AACGCUCCCUUUAUCCCACUACCAGAACUGCACAGGAGAACGAUGGUUCAAUUUAAGAAGGGGUACGAUGACGAUGAGACUAAGAAACAAAAGCUAGAAUUGGCCAAGAAAAUGCAGGAAGCUCUGGAAAACACGUAUUCUGAGGUUGUUGCACAGAGCCAAGAGCCCCUGACUAGAGAGCAGAAUUAUAAUGUGAGCCAUCUAGUUUGUAGACUUCCUAAAAAAGGGAGGACCAGGUGGAUGGGAGUUGGAGCUCAAAGGGUGUCUAUACAAUUCCAGCCUCCGCCGAUUUCCACACCCUCGACUAUGCCAUCGGGGCCCUCUUACAUGCCGCAGGAGGAUUGCACUCAGCAGGCGAUGCAGCUUGUUUCCUCUGUGAUGAGUAUGUUAGAUGGUCAGAUUCCCGAGGAGAUGUGGGAGGAUAUUCAAGAGGAGCUUAUGCGAGUGAUCCAGCCUACUGCUACUUUUGCGAUGGUUUCUAGGCAAAUAAUGAAAUCUUGUAGAAGGCGGGUUCCUACUCGGGUGCAAAGCCAGAUUAUGAACUUCUUGGCCACUCAAAAGGCAUUUACUGGUAGUGGAGAGAGUAGCAGACAUGUAUACUUAUUAUAUAUGUAAAACAUGAUUACACACAAUAUUAUGUGAUUCUAAAUUUAAAUUAUUUUGUUGUUAGAUUGGAGAUGAUACUAUUGGGAGCACGAGUCGUAGGGAUGGAUCCGCCAGUGGCAACGCGGACGAUGACAUGGAUAGGGCGGAUGACCUAUCUUAGUGAGUUAUAUCCUAAACUCGUGUUUGUAUAUUGUGGACAUCUUUAUAGUUGAGAUUAUGAUACUCGUGUUUGUAUAUUGUGGACAUCUUUAUAGUUGAGAUUAUGAUACUCGUGUUUGUAUA